Molecule: messenger RNA, 1177 nt
Organism: Dromiciops gliroides (monito del monte)
Lineage: Eukaryota; Metazoa; Chordata; Mammalia; Microbiotheria; Microbiotheriidae
Exons: 4
Coding region: 17-1177 (386 amino acids)
Cellular component (GO): nucleosome
Molecular function (GO): protein heterodimerization activity; structural constituent of chromatin; DNA binding
Source: RefSeq, a predicted model, not a curated record
UCUCUACUGAAAAGAAAUGGCUCGUACUAAGCAAACUGCGCGAAAAUCUACUGGUGGCAAAGCGCCCCGUAAACAACUCGCUACCAAGGCAGCUCGGAAGAGCGCUCCGGCCACUGGCGGCGUGAAGAAGCCUCACCGCUACCGUCCCGGCACCGUGGCACUCCGAGAGAUCCGCCGCUAUCAGAAAUCCACCGAACUCCUUGUUCGAAAACUGCCUUUCCAGCGGCUGGUACGCGAGAUCGCGCAGGAUUUCAAGACCGACCUCCGCUUCCAGAGUUCGGCCGUGAUGGCCUUACAGGAGGCUAGCGAAGCCUACCUCGUGGGGCUCUUUGAGGAUACCAACCUUUGCGCCAUCCACGCCAAGCGGGUGACCAUCAUGCCCAAGGACAUCCAGCUGGCCCGUCGCAUCCGCGGGGAGAGGAGAUUCGUGUGUAAAGUAUUAAUUGUGACUUGGAAGCCCCUGAGCGGACCCCCUGCCCCAUCUGUCCUCAGGCACCGCCCCCUCUACGUCGACAUGGUGGUCCGUCUACCGUGCUGCGGCAGAGCUCACGUCAUCACCAGGCGCCGCAGACCUACCUGGGGGAAUGCACAAGCUGAUUCUGCAGUCAAGUUCGCUGCUUUAGAAGCUCCUAAACACGUAUUUAACCUCUCACCUUCUGAGGAUGUUCCUUUCAACCUAACUUAUGAUGAUUCAGAAAUGGAAAAAUGGAGAAAGACAUUCAAGGCAAAACAUAUCAAUGGUGUCUGGGUAUCUCUGGAAGUUGUCAUGGCUCGUACUAAGCAAACCGCGCGAAAAUCUACCGGCGGCAAAGCGCCCCGCAAACAGCUCGCUACCAAGGCAGCUCGGAAGAGCGCUCCUGCCACUGGCGGCGUGAAGAAGCCUCACCGCUACCGCCCCGGCACCGUGGCGCUGCGGGAGAUCCGCCGCUACCAGAAAUCUACCGAGCUGCUGAUCCGAAAGCUGCCCUUCCAGCGGCUGGUGCGUGAAAUCGCGCAGGACUUCAAGACCGACCUGCGUUUCCAGAGUUCGGCCGUGAUGGCCUUGCAGGAGGCUAGCGAAGCUUACCUCGUAGGGCUCUUUGAGGACACCAACUUGUGCGCCAUCCACGCCAAGCGGGUGACCAUCAUGCCCAAGGACAUCCAGCUGGCCCGCCGCAUCCGCGGGGAGAGAGCUUAA